This is a messenger RNA of Insectozyma verbasci, 1023 nucleotides long. The record is from the annotation of a GenBank genome assembly. Lineage: Eukaryota; Fungi; Ascomycota; Pichiomycetes; Serinales; Debaryomycetaceae.
AUGCUCGAAGAAGUAGAACCAUAUGGAGAAAUUUCCCAUAAAUUUACAAAAUACGGUGAUGAAUUAUGGAAAUUACUAAAUCCAGAUUCAAAUUUUAUUCAAUUAAGAUCAGAAACUUCAGCUUAUGAAUUUCAAAAUGUUGCAUGUUAUAAUUUAAUAAUUCAUAGUUUAAAUUGUCUGAGAAAAGCAUGUUAUUUAAAUCCAAGGGAUCAACUACCUCCUGAAGUGCUCAAUACACUAGAUUAUUCAUAUGAUAUAUCAUUUAUGGAGCUUGAGUAUACAUUAAUCGAUGAGGAAAUGUUAAAAAAGGCUGAAGCUGAUAAAAAUGGUACGAAUUAUGAACAAAAAAUAUCAAGUAUUCCUGAAUUCAAAAAAGUUGAAAAGGAAAUAACGUCAAUUUAUGACUACGUGCCUAAACGUAAGCAAUCAACGUCAUCCUCCAAUCAAGAGCAUUUAAAUAAGGUAAUAAUUGAAAAGGAUAAUGAAUUGAAAGAUUUAAAAUUGAAUAUUACUAUGCUUGAACAAUAUAUGAAAUCAUUAUCAGCAGAGAACAAAAAAACAAUUGAAGAAUGGAAGUCAAAAAAUGAGGAAAUAAAGCAGAAGUUAAAUGACAAAAUGAAAAUUGUUGAAUCCUUGAAAAUUGAAAAUGAUGAAUUGAAUCGAGAGAUCCAUUCUCUUGAAGAUGAAAAUAUUGAGAAGAAUAUGUUUACUGAUAUUACUUCCCAAAAAGAGUACAAUGAAAAGAUGAAGAUGGUAGAGAAAUUAUUAAACAUGAAACAAAAAUAUGAAAUAUUGAAUGAUAUUGAUUUAUCAUAUAUGAAACCAAUUGAGAGACCUAAGUUGUUCAAGAGUUUAAGUCCUAUUCAUGUUGUUUCUGAUAGUUUGAGAGAGCUAGCUGGUUCUAUUCAUCCUGUCAAAAUUGAAGAUUAUAAGAAUGAGAGGGUUCAACAUUUGAUUAAUCGGGAGAAUUUUGUUAAUUAUGAAUCUAUUAAAAAUCAUCAAUUUCUUCAUUAUCAGCUAUAG